AUGCCUCAAGUUCUACGUCGCCGUGACCAGAAGCCUGGCGCUGGCUUGGAAGCCGUAUUGGCUGCCCAGUCCAGGUCACAGAAGCCAGUGCCAAUCCCCGGCCCCCCGGAGACCGCCGAGGAAGUCAAAGAGACUUGCGAUUCGUUCACCCUCGAGUCUUUUACGACUGAAGAUGCGUGGGAGCUUGGUCAUCUUCUCUAUGCUAGACUCCUGCCCUUUGCUUCAGAAAAACCUACCCUAAUUUCCAUCGCCCUUGCCAACAGCGGCCAAGUUCUGUUCCAGACAGCGGUUGGUUCCGGGACAGUGCCGGACAAUGAGAUCUGGGUCAAGAGAAAGCGCAAUAGUGUGCUGAGAUGGGGGUCGAGCACAUGGCUCCUGCACUGCAAGUACAACGCAGACGAGGAGCUUUUUAGAGCCAAGUUUGGUAUGAGCCAGGAGCAGGCCGGCAACUAUGCUAUUCAUGGAGGUGGUGUGCCCAUAAAAGUCAAGGGUGUUGAGGGUAUCGUCGCGAUUGUGGUCGUCUCAGGGCUCAAACAGCAUGAAGAUCAUGGCGUGAUCGUAGACGUGAUUAGAAACAACUGGGAAUAA
This is a messenger RNA of Truncatella angustata, 588 nucleotides long. RefSeq lists its product as uncharacterized. Gene Ontology annotation, biological process: post-translational protein targeting to endoplasmic reticulum membrane. Gene Ontology annotation, cellular component: TRC complex. The record is from RefSeq and is a predicted model, not a curated record. The transcript is spliced from 2 exons. Bases 1 to 588 code for a protein of 195 amino acids. NCBI's taxonomy places the organism in Eukaryota, Fungi, Ascomycota, Sordariomycetes, Amphisphaeriales, Sporocadaceae.